AUGAACCAGACUGUGUCCGGGUAUAAUCUUACCCAGGAGAAAUCCGAAUGGGAUAUAAUUAUAGAGCAAUAUGGAAUACGUCCUCUGUCCCGAUCUGGAUAUUAUGCUACAGGGAUUUACCUGUUAAUAACAGGCAUCAUAGCAACAAUAGGAAAUCUAAUGGUGUUGGUGAUGUUCGCCAGGGAUAGAAAGUUGAGACGGAAGCCACAUAACAUGCUGUUACUGAACCUAGCUAUAUCAGAUUUUGGAGUCUCAUUGUGUGGAUACCCAUUAACUACUGCCUCCAACUUUGCUCAACGAUAUUUGUUUGGAUCAACUGGGUGUAUAAUUCAGGGAUUUUUAACGUUUACUCUGGCCCUGACAGAUAUGAACACUCUGGCCUGUUUAAGUGUAUAUAGAUACAUCACUGUUUGUAAACCUCAUUACAUCAAUAAGUUGGAUAUAAAGUGUACAUUACGGAUUAUUGUAUUUUUAUGGUGUUACUCCUUUCUGUGGACAGUUCCACCUUUAUUGGGUUGGAAUUCUUAUAUAUUUGAACCAUUUGGGACCUCUUGCAGUAUUGAUUGGAUGAAUUCUGAGCCGUUUGCUCAAGCCUAUACAUGGUGCCUUGUAUUAUUCUGUUACCUCAUUCACCUGAUUACUAUGAUCGUCUGCUAUUUCCACGUGGUUCGGCGAACCAAGGAACUAAACAUCAGUCUUGACCUCUCUUCGCCGUCUGUUGGAACACCGGCAGAAGUCGAAUGCUGUUCAAAACUUCAUCUAGAAAAACAUGUUACAUGGAUGAGUGUCAUUAUGACCUCGACAUUCAUCAUCUUAUGGACGCCGUAUGCCUUCGUCUGUCUAUGGUCUGUACAUGAUAAUACCCUACCUGCCUGGAUUACCACCUGGCCCACUAUGUUCGCUAAAGCUUCAUGUAUGGUCAAUCCAGUAGUGUACUACAUGAGCAAUCCUUUAUUUCGAAAAUGUGCUAAGAAACUUUUAUGUUGUGAGGCUGGACCUACUGAAAUAAGGCCCCGAUUGCGUUACCGUGUAGACAGAAACAAUGGCAACUUUCUCAGGAAUAAGGAGACCAACCAGAUCGAAACCAAGUUCUUUUGA
Messenger RNA from Lottia gigantea (owl limpet), 1098 nucleotides. RefSeq lists its product as hypothetical. Lineage: Eukaryota; Metazoa; Mollusca; Gastropoda; Lottiidae. The transcript has 6 exons. Gene Ontology annotation, biological process: G protein-coupled receptor signaling pathway. The record is from RefSeq and is a predicted model, not a curated record. Gene Ontology annotation, molecular function: G protein-coupled receptor activity. Gene Ontology annotation, cellular component: membrane. Bases 1 to 1098 code for a protein of 365 amino acids.